Molecule: messenger RNA, 1056 nt
Organism: Pelobates fuscus (common spadefoot toad)
Lineage: Eukaryota; Metazoa; Chordata; Amphibia; Anura; Pelobatidae
Product: vomeronasal type-2 receptor 26-like
Exons: 3
Coding region: 1-1056 (351 amino acids)
Biological process (GO): G protein-coupled receptor signaling pathway
Cellular component (GO): plasma membrane
Molecular function (GO): G protein-coupled receptor activity
Source: RefSeq, a predicted model, not a curated record
AUGGUUGAGACCCUUUUCUCUAACUUGCCGACUCCCCGAUCCACUUGCAGUAAGAGCUGCGUACCAGGAUACAGGAAAGUCGCUCUGGAAGGACAGCCCAAGUGCUGCUAUGAUUGCAUCCUGUGCUCAGAGGGACAGAUCUCCAACAUAACUGAUGCAGAUAAUUGCUUUAAGUGUCCGGAGGACCAUUGGCCUGAUAAAAGUAGAGCUAUGUGUAUUCCAAGAAGCAUUGAAUUCCUUUCCUUUGAUGAUCCACUAGGUGGUGGCAUGGCUGCUGUUUCACUUUUCUUUACAAUGCUCACCCUUGCAGUAUUAUGUAUCUUCAGAAAACAUAAUGACACGCCAGUUGUGAAAGCCAAUAACCAGAACCUUAGCUACAUCCUUCUCCUGUCCCUGGCUCUGUGUUUCCUGUCUGCUCUGCUUUUCAUCGGACGUCCUUUGACGAUCACCUGCCAGCUCCGACAAGCAGCUUUUGGAAUUAUUUUUACUAUUGCUGUUUCCUGUGUUUUAGCAAAAACUUUUACAGUUAUCAUUGCUUUCAGUGCUACAAGACCCAACAGCAGAUUGCGGAACUGGGUCGGAACCCGAGUAUCUUCUAGCAUCGUCAUCCUGGGGACAUUCGGUGAGGUUGUGAUAUGCAUUGUGUGGUUGGUUUGGGCUCCUCCAUUUCAAGACUAUGACACCCAAUCAAUGCGUGACAAAAUAAUUAUACAAUGUAACGAAGGGUCUGUCAUGCUGUUCUACUUGGCAAUUGGGUACAUGGGGUUUCUAGCCAUGUUGAGUUUUAUGCUGGCAUUUAUGGCAAGAAAACUUCCCAACACGUUCAACGAAGCUCAGUAUAUCACCUUCAGCAUGCUCCUGGUCUGUAGUGUCUGGAUCUUGUUCAUCCCGGUCUAUCUUAGUACCAGAGGCAAAUAUACGGUGGUCGUGGAGAUCUUCACAAUUGUGGCCUCAAGUAUGGGACUUCUGUGCUGUAUCUUCAUCCCUAAAUGUUACAUUAUUCUACUGAGAUCUGAUCUAAACACAAAAAAAAAACUUUUAAACAUCAAACAAUAA